AUGUGGCUUAUCCCUAGCUGGUUGUUUAUAGUAAGCUCGCAGGACAAUAUCAAGCGUUUGAUGAAGGCGAUCAACGAACAGAUAGUGUUUUCUAUAGUGUUUUUGAAAUUUAGCUUCUAUGCAAUUCAUUUUCGUUGUUGGGAGCAGUUAUUUUACGAUCUGCAACGUUCGUUCAGCGCCGUUGUGAACAAUCCCAGUCUCGAGAUUCAAACCAUAUUGGGACACGUAACGAAAUCGACCCAUAAGCUCACCAAAUACUAUUGCUCUAUAGUAAGCUUCAACGGUGCUGCGUACGGCUUAUUUCCAAUGUUGUUCAUAGUGGUUAAAUAUGCCGUGACGGGCUCGUACGACGUACCGCUCUCAACACCGAUCGAAGGAAACUAUUUUAUCCCCGGUUUUCGUACAAACUUUUGGGUUUGGUUGCCUUUUAAUUUAGCCCAAAAUGUGGUGCUGCAGUGUCAUAGCCUUGCUGUAAUUAGCAUUGAAUGCUUCACAUGGAAUCUUGUGUAUGCCACAUCCUGUAUGUUUCGAAUCUUGCAAAUCCAAGCCACCGAGCUUUUAGAUCGAAGUCGGGAUAAAAAAGAAUGGAACAUCAAACUUAAAACAUUCAUAGCUCUGCAUGAUUCUGUGCUCAGAUCGGCUAGGACACUGGAAGAAAUUUUGAGCGGUCAGAUAUUAUUACUUUAUGUUUCAACAAUUUUGGCUAUAUGUCUUGGAAUGGUAGUGUUGACCUUGGCCAUCGAAGAUGUUUAUCUGCUGUUAACAACGUUUGUCGCAUUUGGCUACUGUAUGUUUCAAAUGUUUUCCUUCUCCUAUCUCGGCACUGAACUCAUAGAGCAAAGCAAAGCAGUAGCGGAUGGAAUUUUCAAUAGCAAAUGGUAUGAGGAGGAUGUAAAAGUACAAAAAGAUCUUAGCUUCGUACUGAUGCGAGCAAAGAAGCCGGUAAGAUUGACUGCAGCAAAGUUGUUCGUUGUAACACGUGACUCCUUUACCCAGUUGUACUUCUACGUAAUACAUUAUCAACGCUGGGAGAAGCUGUUCUACGAUCUGCAACUUGCGUUUAGCUCGGUUAUGACCAACCCGAGCCCCGAAAUUCAAGGAAUAUUGAGACACGUAACGAAAUCGACCCAUAACCUUACCAAAUACUACAGUUACGUAGUAAAUUUCAACUGUGCAUGGUACGGUAUAUUCCGAAUGUUGUUCAUAGUGGUUAAAUAUGCCGUGACGGGCUCCUACGACAUGCCGCUUUCAACACCGAUUGAGGCGAAGUAUUUUAUCCCCGGCCUGCGUACAAACUUUUGGGUUUGGUUGCCGGUGAAUUUAGGACUAAAUGUACUGCUGGAGUGGCAUAGCUUAGCUUUGGUUUUCGUUGAAAGCUUCAUAUGGAAUCUUGUGUAUGCCACAUCCUGUAUGUUUCGAAUUCUGCAAAUUCUGGCCAACGAGCUUUCAGAUCGAAAACGGAAUGAAGGAACAUGGACAGUAGAGUUUGAAAAAUUCUCCACUUUACAUGAUUCUGUCUUGAGGUAG
Molecule: messenger RNA, 1527 nt
Organism: Anopheles merus
Lineage: Eukaryota; Metazoa; Arthropoda; Insecta; Diptera; Culicidae
Product: odorant receptor Or2-like
Exons: 6
Coding region: 1-1527 (508 amino acids)
Biological process (GO): detection of chemical stimulus involved in sensory perception of smell; sensory perception of smell
Cellular component (GO): plasma membrane
Molecular function (GO): olfactory receptor activity; odorant binding
Source: RefSeq, a predicted model, not a curated record